CUUUUCUUUUUCAUUUGCGUGCUAAACUUUUACGGUGAAUAGUCUUAAAGUUUUAAGUUUUUAACCUUACAAAUCACAUCCUAACUUUCCUUAACGCCGUUGAAAGACCAGUUAACCCUUGGACGACGCACGACCAACUCCUCUUUGUUCACCGUUGAUCGCCCAUGGAGCUCACCCUUCCGUCCGGCAUCCCUAGCUCCUCCACCUUGCGGCGGCUUCGAAAUCUUCCCCAAAGUCACACCGCGCCGUUCACACGGAUUCAAUACCCAGUCUUCCCUUUAAGCCCGAGACCAAUGGACCGACCGUCACUGACGUCAAAAUCCAAAACCCCACGCGCCGCCGCGGACAACGGCGCCUCUUCCAUCUCCGCCGCUUCGCCGGUACCGGCCGUUGGCGGUCGAUUUGGGGAAGUGAAGAGGGUCACCAAAGAGACCAAUGUUUUUGCGAAAAUUAACUUGGAUGGUACUGGGGUUGCUGAUUCGUCUACGGGAAUCCCAUUUCUUGAUCACAUGUUAGAUCAACUCGCGUCGCAUGGGCUAUUCGAUGUACAUGUGAGAGCAACAGGUGACAUUCAUAUCGAUGACCAUCACACCAAUGAAGAUGUUGCUCUUGCUAUUGGCACGGCUUUGCUGCAAGCUCUUGGUGACAGGAAAGGAAUUCACCGGUUUGGAGAUUUCUCAGCUCCUCUGGAUGAAGCAUUGAUUCACGUUGCCUUAGAUUUAUCCGGGAGACCAUAUUUAGGUUAUGAUUUGCAGAUUCCCACUCAGAGAGUUGGUACCUAUGACACUCAGUUGGUUGAGCAUUUUUUCCAGUCAUUAGCAAAUACUUCUGGUAUGACACUUCACAUCCGGCAGCUUGCUGGCAAGAAUUCCCACCAUAUUAUUGAGGCAACCUUCAAAGCUUUUGCCAGGGCUCUUCGACAAGCAACAGAACCUGACCCACGACGCCUUGGGACCAUACCAAGCUCAAAGGGUGUUCUGUCACGUUCUUGACGAGUUCAUUGCCAUAGGUGAAGCAACAAGUGACUUUGGGUUAGCAGUGUGGCUCCCUGAAGCGCUGAAUUUGCAAUCUUUGGCGGUUAUUGGGAGACUGUGGAGCAAUCUGUGCAUGUUGUGAUCACAAGUACCAGCCAAUUUGUAACUCCAGCCCAGUUACGAACACUAGCUCUGCGGCCGAAUGUGAAAUCAUGGAAUUCAUAGGAUGAUUGCUUGCCAUGCAUUAUAAUUAUGAUGUAUCGUCUGUUCUAUAAGGUUUUUGGGGUUGUCAGAUUGUAAGACAACUAGUAGGCUUCUUGACCUCAUAAUAAGUGAGGUUAGCUGCAGUGUUGUAACUGUGACUUGUUAAACAAAUGGACCGGUUAUAAAAUGCAUUCCACAAAAUAGGCGUCAGAAUCUGACGCAGCAAAUCAAUUCCAAAAGUC
Messenger RNA from Linum tenue, 1420 nucleotides. Lineage: Eukaryota; Viridiplantae; Streptophyta; Magnoliopsida; Malpighiales; Linaceae. The record is from the annotation of a GenBank genome assembly.